Messenger RNA from Symbiodinium pilosum, 276 nucleotides. The record is from the annotation of a GenBank genome assembly. Lineage: Eukaryota; Dinophyceae; Suessiales; Symbiodiniaceae.
GCCCUCGACAGCCAAAUGGCUGCGGGCCGCCCGACUCCGUCAGAGGCGGAGGCGGGCAGCGAGGCGGGCAGCAUGGCCUCGAGCUUCUGGAUGAACCGGCGGUCUCGCUUCCAGACCUACGAGGCGCUCAUGCAGGUUGUCCAGCAGAUGAUCCUAGCGGAGGAGGGCGACCGUGAGCCGCAGGCAGCCACAGUUCCUGUCCAGCUGAACCCGCGCCGCCUGCCCUGCACCUGCGGCGACGGAUGGUGUCUUGCACGGAUUGAUGAGAAGUUGUAA